Messenger RNA from Paramormyrops kingsleyae, 1883 nucleotides. RefSeq names its product cyclin B1 (gene ccnb1). Gene Ontology annotation, molecular function: cyclin-dependent protein serine/threonine kinase regulator activity. Gene Ontology annotation, biological process: mitotic cell cycle phase transition. NCBI's taxonomy places the organism in Eukaryota, Metazoa, Chordata, Actinopteri, Osteoglossiformes, Mormyridae. The record is from RefSeq and is a predicted model, not a curated record.
AGCAGCCAAUCAGAUUCAACCGAGCGACGAUUUAAACCAAAAAUGUGUUCCCUUGUGUUAUAUGCUGUGGAAGAAACGCAUUCAUUGAGACUUGUUUUGCAGUUGUGCUAGUUUGACAUGGCUCUUCGUGUAACUCGGAGUUCUCAGCUGGCUGUGAACAGAGAUGCUGCUUCUGGAAAACCAGGAUUGACUGGGAAACAGACCGUGAGGCCUAGGGCAGCGCUCGGGGACAUCGGAAACAAGACGGUUGCGACCCGGCAGCCUCUGAAGAAGGACGCUAAGCCCGAGGGCAAGGUAGCUCUGAGGAAGCCGAGCAAGUCCGAGAAGCUGCCCGAUGAGCAACUCCUCAAAAAGGAUGUGGUCCUCAUGGCGAAGCCUGUGGAGACUGUUCCUGAGCCCCAGUCACCCACACCCAUGGAGACUUCUGGCUGUGCUCCAGAUGACCUGUGCCAAGCCUUCUCUGAUGUCUUGCUGAACAUUAAGGAUGUUGAUGCAGAUGAUUAUGACAAUCCCAUGCUCUGUAGUGAAUAUGUGAAGGACAUCUACAGCUAUCUUUGUGAACUUGAGGUUGACCAAGGCGUCAGACCAAAAUAUCUGGAGGGCCAGGAGGUUACUGGGAACAUGCGUGCUAUCCUCAUUGACUGGCUGGUUCAGGUUCAGAUUAAGUUCAGGCUUCUCCAGGAGACCAUGUACUUGACGGUAGCAAUCAUUGACCGCUUCCUCCAGGACCAUCCUGUGCCAAAGAAACAGCUGCAGCUUGUCGGUGUGACCGCAAUGUUCAUUGCCUCAAAGUACGAGGAGAUGUAUCCUCCUGAGAUCGCAGACUUCGCCUUUGUCACUGAUCGUGCAUACACCACUGCUCAGAUCAGAGACAUGGAGAUGAAGAUCCUCAGGGUGCUCAAGUUCAGCUUCGGCAGACCUCUGCCUCUCCAGUUCCUGCGACGGGCCUCCAAGAUUGGGGAGGUGACAGCUGAGCAUCAUACCUUGGCAAAGUACUUUGUGGAGCUCACAAUGGUUGACUACGACAUGGUUCACUUUGCACCCUCCCUGAUCGCUUCUGCUGCUUUUGCUCUGAUGCUAAAGGUUUUCAGCUGUGGCGAAUGGACGCCCACCCUGCAACACUACAUGGGUUACUCAGAGGACUGCCUGGUGCCUGUGAUGCAGCAUAUUGCUAAGAAUGUGGUGAAGGUGAAUGAGGGACAGACAAAGCACAUGGCAAUAAAAAAUAAGUAUGCCAGUCAGAAGCAGAUGAAGAUCAGUUUGAUUCCCCAGCUGAAGUCUUCAGUCAUCAAGGAUUUGGCCAAACUGUCAUAAUGGUUUAUUGAGCACAAUGUGCUUUCUUGUGUAUAAGUGUUUAUUUUAAUGGCUUUAUAAUUGUUAGUACUUUAUCUACUCUACUGUGACUUGUACAAGAGCUGAGUUUCAAGGAUGAGGUUUCAAACAGCAUCUGCUGCUUCUGUCUUCAGUGAUUUAUACUGUUGGCUGAUCUGCUCGGAGCAGCCUUCGGUCUACAUGAUGGACAGUUGUGGGAACUUGGUGAUUUGAAAUGGCUGGUUAUAGGUCAUUCUUACCUACGCCUUCCAUUUUUGGAAGGUGCAAGAUUUGAUUUGCCGGUCUUCCACCUCUGGGGGGGAGGGGGGGGGGUCACCUUUCUCCAUUUAAAUGACUCAAUGAUGACUGUCAAAUUCAUUUUUUUGCAUCUGUCCUGUAGGCAUGUACUUGUUUUGCUAGCAGUGUUGCUGUGGAUAAGUCAGUUAAGCUGCCUGUGUUUUAUUUGACUUUUUUUUUUAAACCCCAGUUUUAUGUGCUUGGUUUUUAUGCCUUUAUUGUCCUAUUACUUGUGCUAUGCAAUAAAUUGGAAGGUUCCAGGUGUACAUACUCAA